CGUCUUCACUAGAUCAAUUCAGUUUUCAGCUAGACAUGCAACUAGUCACUUAGUUACACACCCGAUAAAUAUUUAACGUCUUACACACCAGCUCAUUUGGUUCUCGGAGAGAAAUUAAUCUUCCAACCACCAGUUCUUCUAUCUACAUGGAUAUAAGGUUUGACUGCUCUAUUAAAGAAUUCAACAUUUCAAGUUCAUCUCGUCAACCUGUAGUCCUCUACCACCUUGAAUCUCCGGGUCCUAGGUUUGUCCUGUAUCAUAUCGAGUCACCAUGGUGUUCAAGCUUAACCUCGGAAACUACAAACGGAAGCCAAGGCUCGUCCCAACCUCCAUCGGAAGCCUGGUGUCCAGCACCAGGAUCCUGGAGAACUUGAUCUGGGAGAUAUACAAUAUCAAAUCUGAACAGAUUGAGAAGAUUAUGGUUCAGCAGUUGAGUGGAAGUGGGAUCCAAGGAAAUCUCAGUGACAGCGGCAGGGUCCAGGUGCACAUGGAACUAGUGGACGGGUCCAACCAGACGGUCAACUGGUUUGUUAAGGUUAUGCCCCAGAACGAGAACAACGCUAUCACCUCCUCCCUGAAUAUAUUCAAGAACGAGAUUGUUUUCUACGAGCAGGUUCUCCCGGAGCUAAAAUCUUUUCUCCGAGAGGAAGGGUUCUCCGAGGAGUAUGCGGAGUUUGAGGUUCCAGAGAUACUUUUCUCCAGGGAAGAUGAUGAUGGAGCUAUUAUCGUCCUGGAGGAUAUCAUCUCCGAGGGGUUUGGUCAUGAGAAGGAUGUGAACGGGGAUAAGUUUCUAAGCGUUGAUCAGGCUAUUUGUGCAGUUCAGAGUUUGGCUAAGCUACACGCAGUAUCUGUAGGUAUGCAACAGAAGAAGAAGAUUGAUCUCCGAACUCUACAUCCGACCCUAGCGGAGUCAGGUCUACUCUGGGCUAAAUCAGAGAUGACCGAGAGGUUGGGUGUCAUGAAGGAGAGUUAUUGUGAGAUGUUAAAGCAGUCUUCGGAGCUAGACUCUCCAACCCUUCUCCGUAAGUUUAAGAAGAGUUUUGAUUCUGAGGAGAGGUUGAAGGAACUCUGUCAGAAGAGGUGUAAGGCGAGCAACAAGACGAUGAGCCUCCAGCACGGAGAUUUUACCUUCAACAACCUGAUGUUCAAGAGGGAGGAGGACGGCAAGCUCAGGGUUAUGAUUGUAGACUGGCAGUUGUCCUAUACAGGGCGUACUACUGGAGAUCUAGCGUAUCUACUUAUGUCUUCUCUUAGCUCAGAGACAAGAGAGAUGUAUGAGGAUAAGAUUAAGAGUGAAUACUUCUCAGCAUAUCUAGCACAUCUAGUAAAGAUUGGGAAUACACGAGAAGAGAAGUCUAAGUUGGAUAUUGAAUACACAGACUCCCUUCCUCUCUCCUUCCUUCUCUCCUGUGGUAAUAUCAUGUCUGGAGGAUUCGAUGAUAGGGUCAGGGUAUCAUACGAUAUGUGUAAAGAAGCUGCUCACAAGAAGAUUAUCUAAUUGCUGACAAGAAGAUUAUCUAAUUGCUGACAAGAAGAUUAUCCAAUUGCUGACAAGAAGAUUAUCUAAUUGCUGACAAGAAGAUAUUUAAUUGCUUACAAGAAGAUUAUCUAAUUGCUGACAAGAAGAUUAUCUAAUUGCUGUCAAGAAGAUCAUUUAAUUGCUUGCAAGAAGAUUAUCUAAUUGCUGACAAGAAGAUUAUCUAAUUGCUGACAAGAAGAUCAUCUAAUUGCUGUCAUGAAGAUCAUUUCAUUGGUUACAAGAAGAUCAUCAAAUUGCUGACAAGAAGAUCAUCUAAUUGCUGACAAGAAGAUCAUCUAAUCGCUGACAAGAAGAUAAUCCAAAUGUUGACAAGAAGAUCAUCUUAAUGUUGACAAGAAGAUAGUCCAAAUGUUGACAAGAAGAACAUCUAAUAGCUGACAAAAAGAACAUCUAAUUGCUAACAAGAAGAUCAACUAAUAACUGACAAGAGAGUGCUGCCAAGGUGUAAUAUAUAUCCUGCCGCAAUGAACACAUAUAGACUAAAGUGACCAUUAAGCAAGAAGAAAAGUGAAACCAUGCAAUAGUACAAUAUUUAAAGGAACAAUUCAUUUAUAUUUAGGUCUUCGUUGUUAUUCCAUAAUGUGUUUAUAUCGACGUAGGGAAAUCAAAUAUAUCGUUAUAUCUACCAAUA
This is a messenger RNA of Eurytemora carolleeae, 2171 nucleotides long. RefSeq lists its product as uncharacterized. The transcript has 3 exons. Lineage: Eukaryota; Metazoa; Arthropoda; Copepoda; Calanoida; Temoridae. Bases 272 to 1498 code for a protein of 408 amino acids. The record is from RefSeq and is a predicted model, not a curated record.